AUGGCAACAGUCAGCACAACACUUGCACCCAAGCAACGAGCCAUCGUAGGACUCGAGGACGGCACGCUUGUCCUUUCCCACGACGUCAACGUUCCCGAACUCGAUAAUGACCUCGUGCUUGUCCGCACCAAAGCCGUCGGGCUGAACCCCAUCGACACCAAAAUGAAGGGCCACCUAGCGGCACCCGGCUGCAUCGCCGGCAUAGACUUCGCAGGCGAGGUAGUCGCCGUCGGGUCCAAUUCAACCCACAUCAAGAUCGGGGAUCGCGUCUGUGGCGCCGUCAUCGGCUACCACAAGCAGAAACCCGACAUUGGAGCGUUUGCCGAGGUUGUAGCCGCUACGGGGACAGGCCUGUUGAAAAUCCCCGAAGGCGUCUCCUACGAGCAGGCCGCGUCCCUGGGUUGCGCCGUCUCAACCAUCGGGCUUGCCCUUUUCAAAUCGCUUAAUGUCCCCGGAAAUCCAACGUCCCCCGCUGCGAAACCCGUGGAUGUCCUUGUCUACGGCGGCAGCACUACGACCGGCACCAUGGCAAUCCAGCUGCUCAAGAUGUCCGGCCUGAACCCCAUAACAGUCUGCUCCCCCACCAACUUCCCCCUCGCCACCUCCUACGGCGCCACCGCCGUCUUCGACUACCACUCUCCAACCUCCAACAUAGCCUCCAUCCGCAAGCACACGCGCAACUCGCUCAAGUACGCCCUCGACUGCGUCUCGACCCCCGAGACAAUGGAGUUCUGCUACAAAUGCCUGGGUCGGACCGGAGGGAAGUAUACAGCGCUAGAACCCUACGCUAAAGCUUUGCACACGCGCCCGCGGACUGUGGUGCCGGAUUGGGUGCUGGGUCCCGCCGUGCUGGGCGAGGCCGUGGGCUGGCCUGCCCCUUUUUGGAGGGAUGAGGAUCAGGCGCUGCGCGGGUUCGGGGUCGACUGGUUUGGUACAGUGCAAGCGCUGUUGGAUGAGGGGAGGAUUAGGACGCAUCCGGUCAGGGUUGUGGAGGGCGGGUUGGAGGGCGUGACGGAUGGGUUGGAGAUGCUAAGAAAGAAGCAGGUGUCGGGGUGCAAACUUGUUUGCGCUUUGAGUUGA
Messenger RNA from Canariomyces notabilis, 1080 nucleotides. RefSeq names its product putative zinc-binding dehydrogenase family oxidoreductase. Bases 1 to 1080 code for a protein of 359 amino acids. The record is from RefSeq and is a predicted model, not a curated record. Gene Ontology annotation, molecular function: oxidoreductase activity, acting on NAD(P)H. The transcript has 2 exons. Lineage: Eukaryota; Fungi; Ascomycota; Sordariomycetes; Sordariales; Chaetomiaceae.